CGGCUCUGUCUCCCGCCUCACGCAGCUGUCUGGUCCAGUAAUGUCUCAUCAUGGCUCUUUUGAUUCCGCCUGUGGUCAAGUCCUUCCUCUGUUUGUCUUUUCGCGGCUCUUCUGCGCUUUUCCUCUUAGUUUUCUUGUAGUUCACAAGUCGUCGUUUCCAUUUGGAAACUUAUUUUUGCGUCGGGCAGUUUCCGUGCGUCCGAGCGUCGCGGUUUCAAAGCUCGUCUGCUGCUUCUCCACAUUCAAUUACACCUGCGGUCACUUGUGUUCGAGGCGCCUGAUUGUUCCUCUGCAGCGUCGGGAGCCGCCGGGACGAGGCUCACAUGAGUGUGCCUCCGCUGAUCCGAGCGCACAGCCCGCUCCCGUCCUCAGGGGGGGGGGCCAACACCGGCAGCGGCACCGGGGGAGGAAGAGGAGGAGGAGGAGAUGGAGAUGGAGGAGAUGGAGGAGGAGGAGGAGGAGAUGGAGGAGGAGGAGGAGGAGGAGUGAUCGCCUUCCACAUCCAGAUAGGUCUGAGCCGGGAGCCGGUGCUGCUGGACGCCGCCGAGCUGAGCCUGAGUCAGGUCCGGGAGGUGGCGUGUUCCAUCGUGGACCAGAAGCUGCCGGAGUGCGGGUUCUACGGGAUGUACGAGAAGAUCCUGCUGUUUCGCCACGACCAGACGUCGGACAACGUGCUGCAGCUGCUGCGCUCGGCCGCUCAGAUCCAGGACGGAGACCUGGUGGAGGCCGUGCUGUCAGCUUCAACCACAGUGGAGGAUUUCCAGAUCCGUCCACACUGUCUGUUUGUCCACUCGUACCGAGCGCCGGCCUUCUGCGACCACUGUGGAGAGAUGCUGUGGGGACUCGUACGACAGGGACUCAAGUGUGAAGGCUGCGGUCUGAACUAUCACAAGCGCUGUGCCUUUAAGAUCCCAAAUAACUGCAGCGGCGUGAGGCGGCGUCGAGCGUCCAACGUCUCCCUGACGGGGGGGCUGGUCAACCUGUGCCGCCCCCUCUCUGCCGAGCCCUCGCCGCCGCACUACGCCGACGACGCUCUGCUGUCUCCAGUCAGUCCCAGCAUGGAGCAGAAGAACCAGCUGGAUUACUUCCCCAGCAGAGAGCGUCGCUCCAGCUCCCAGUCGUACAUCGGCCGCCCCAUCGAGCUCGACAAGAUCCUGCUGUCGAAGGUCAAAGUUCCCCACACCUUCCUCAUCCACUCGUACACUCGGCCCACCGUGUGCCAGCACUGCAAGAAGCUGCUGAAGGGCCUCUUCAGGCAGGGGCUGCAGUGUAAAGAUUGUAAAUUCAACUGUCACAAGCGAUGUGCUGCCAAAGUGCCGAACAACUGUCUGGGAGAAGUUUCCAGAAACGGAGAGCUGCUGAGCCCGGGGGCGGAGUCGGAUGUCGUCAUGGUGGAGGGUUGCCUGGACGACCAUGACGUCGACAGAGGCGGCGGCCUGUUGGACCACAUGGAUGAAGCUCUGACGUCGGAGGGCGGUCUGCUGCUGGAGGCGGGGCCCAGCGACCUCUGCGACCUGCAGGACCCCGACCUGGACGAGUCCAACCGGGCCAUCAGCCCGUCCACCAGUAACAACAUUCCUCUGAUGCGAGUUGUUCAGUCCGUCAAACACACGAAGAGGAAGAGUAGCAACGCGAUGAAGGAGGGAUGGAUGGUCCACUACACCAGCAAGGACACUCUGAGGAAGAGACAUUACUGGCGGUUGGACAGUAAAUGCAUCACGUUGUUCCAGAACGACACAGGAGGUAAAUACUACAAGGAGAUCCCUCUGUCAGAGAUCUUGUCUCUGGAACCGGUCCAGACCGCCGCUCCGCUUCCCGAUGGAGCGAAUCCUCACUGCUUCGAGAUCGCCACGGUGACGCUGGUUUACUACGUCGGGGAGAACCUGCUGAGGGCGGGGUCGUCGGCGAGCGGCAGCAGCGUUCUGGUCAGCGGCGUGGGGCCGGAUGUGGCCCGGAUGUGGGAGAUGGCCAUACAACACGCUCUGAUGCCGGCGGUGUCCACAGGAGUCUCCCACAGUUCUCACCACAGCGGACACAAGGAAGUUUCCAUCAGCAUCUCAGUCUCCAACUGCCAGAUCCAGGAGAACGUGGACAUCAACUCCGUGUAUCAGAUCUUCCCGGACGAGGUUCUCGGCUCGGGACAGUUUGGCAUCGUCUACGGAGGUAAACACAGGAAGUCCGGCCGAGACGUCGCCAUCAAGAUCAUCGACAAACUCCGCUUCCCCACCAAACAGGAGAGUCAGCUGCGCAACGAGGUGGCCAUCCUGCAGAGCCUGCACCACCCGGGCGUGGUCAACCUGGACUGUAUGUUCGAGACGCCGGAGCGAGUGUUCGUCGUCAUGGAGAAGCUUCACGGAGACAUGCUGGAGAUGAUCCUGUCCAGCGAGAAGGGGCGACUGCCCGAGAGGAUCACCAAGUUCCUCGUCACGCAGAUCCUCGUGGCUUUGCGUCACCUCCACUUCAAGAACAUCGUCCACUGUGACCUGAAACCUGAAAACGUCCUGCUGGCUUCUUCAGAGUCAUUUCCACAGGUGAAGCUCUGUGACUUCGGCUUCGCCCGGAUCAUCGGCGAGAAGUCGUUCAGGCGCUCGGUGGUCGGCACGCCGGCGUACCUGGCGCCUGAGGUGCUCCGGAACAAGGGCUACAACCGCUCGCUGGACAUGUGGUCGGUCGGCGUCAUCAUCUACGUCAGUCUCAGCGGGACGUUUCCCUUCAACGAGGACGAAGACAUCAACGAUCAGAUCCAGAACGCCGCCUUCAUGUACCCUCCUCACCCCUGGAAGAAGGUCUCUCAGGAAGCCAUUGACCUGAUGAACAACCUGCUGCAGGUGAAGAUGAGGAAGAGAUACAGCGUUGACAAGACCCUCAGUCACCCCUGGCUACAGGACUACCAGAUGUGGCUGGACCUGAGGAACCUGGAGUCCCGCAUGAACGAGCGCUACAUCACCCACGAGAGCGACGACCUGCGCUGGCAUCACCACGCGCAGCUCAGCGGCCUCGACUACCCGUCGCACCUCAACAGCGGUCCCCGCGGCGACGGCGGCGGACGAGGGAUGGAGCGUUACCACGAGCAGGAGGAGCUGGAGACGCUCAGCGAGAGGGUCAGUGAGCUCUGAGGCCGAACCCACGACACGAAGAGACGGAAACCGAACGGACGGAAGCAGGAGACGUCUGAGUGAGAAGAAGAAAAUAGUCAUUUUUGUAAUCAUGAGGUCAUUAUCAUCUGGCAGUUAUAAAAUAAUCAUAAUUAUAAGAUCUCUGUUUGACAAUGUAGUUUGAAUUGGCAAUGACGCUGUGAAGAUCUAAUAAGUAUUUAAUUCACAUGUGUUUAAAGACCAGGAUCUAAAAGCUACAGUUCGUCAAGACGCUUUAAUUAACAUCUGAAAACACAAAGUCGUGCCUCAGAUGUUCUCAUCACUUUUCCAUAAACAACUUUGCACUGACGAUGACGUCACGUGACGGAAACUAAGCCACGGCUCUUAUCAACAUUCAUCUGGAGCCAGAUCCUUAUCAGAACUUAGACGAGUCUAACGUUUAGUCCACGGACUCUAGAUUCUUCUGUAACUCGUUGAGGAGAUUGUUUGAACUGGUUAAAGAUUCAUCUGCGUUUCAACCGCGGCCCAAACAAAAAACAUUAUUUUGUGUAAUUUAUAAUCAUCAAAUCUGUAAAUGUCUUUUGUUUCUAAGGACAGUUGACAUUUACUCUACAAGUUAAGUUAUGUUUUCUUUCAAGUAGCGACGACGGGUCCUGAGUCAGGGUUUUGUUCCAAAAAGGAAAUAUCCAAAAACUGGAGCACUUCACAAAUAACCCGACUUGUGAAAAGUAAUUCUCCAUGAUGACGGACUCGUCUGUGAUCCAGAUCGUCCUGUGCUCUUUAUGGAUAUGCAGCUUUUUGGAAUGAGAAUCCUCAUUUACUCAAAAAUCUGUGCAAAUAAAAAACCAAAAACUACGAGAUAAAUAUUUUAGUUUGUCAGUAUUUUUUUUUCUAACGUUGUAGCUAGAGUUGUUUAAAAAAAUGCAAAUGUUGAAGUUUUUCUCAUUAACAAAGUUUCAUUAUUUUUAUUUAUCUAUUUAUUGAUUCAAAAAAUACCUUUAGAUCUUGAUUGGAAGGAUCAUUUAAGGUUCGAUUGUGUCUGGGAGGCAACGGUCGCAGAGCUCCGCCCCCUUUAGUGGGCGUUGCUAACUGUGCUUGAACAACAAAAAAGCCGAUUGCCCCUUUUUUUGUCUUUCUGCGAAAAAUAGUUAUGAAAAGAAAAAAAAAUGAAAAGAGGAAAACGUGUGUCAAAAAGAAAACAGAGCAUUGGUGUGUCACCUGAACGCUCCUCUGAUUGUUGUUAGUUUCUGCACAUCUACUGUAUGUUUUACCUAAAUACUGUUCUUACUAUGGGACCAAGCGGACGGAUACUGACCAGGUCGAGGGUCACAACCAGUCCAGGUCUGAGUUUUAAGCAGCGUGACUCAGUGACGGUUCUCACGCCGACACGAUGUCUGUUCACUGACUCACGAGGCCGAACUGGACGGACACACGGAGACGAGGAGACCAACGUGUGUCCGGUUCUUGUAUUAUUGUCAUAUACAUCUGAAAAUAAGGGCUGUUCCCUAAAGCCUUCAUGGCCUUCACGUGUUCUCUGUGCCUCGCUCGUCGACUCACGCUUCUGUCGUCUCUGGAACAGACAUUUCAGCUUCAACCGGAACUAAUGUCGACUUGUCUUGUGCGAUUUUCUUUGUCAAAACGUGACCGAUCAAACAUUUGUGGAGAUACCUGUUCGUACCUGUUACUGUCUUCUGCUGAGGAGGUUUACAGACAGUUAUGUCACAUCAGGAGUUUUACAUGUUGAGCUCAUGUUGUCGGAGUUUGAGCUUGAAUUGUGACCUGAAGUUCAUAAACAGGUGGAUGCAGGAGACUUACUGUCCUUCCUGCUUUCCUUAUCGUACGUCUAUUCAUAAUAUAAAAAAAUCUAGCAUACCUCAAGUUUCACCAAAAGAAAAGACACAAAGACAUUUGAUUCUGCACAGAAGCCAAAUCGCUACAUAAUCCCGAGGCCUUAUAAGAAUAUUAUUAUGUUCGACGUUUACGAAUCCUGUGACAUAAAAGUCACUCGUCAUUUUCAGUGAAGAGACGAAACCUCUGAAUGAGUGUGGAGGUUUGACGACAUUGACUCACGGAGCGAACCGUUGUCCGUCGUCUGAGCUUCGCCUCGUCCUCUGCUGCAGGAGUUACGUACAGGAAUUCGCAUUGACUUUUUCAGAUUUUCUGAUUAUUCAGUUACAAGUUGUUUGAAAUCUAGGCAAAUAUUUGAUUAGUGUUUCAUAUAUAUAUGUAUCUGAUAAUUGGUGAGUGUGUGGUGACACGAGGACAUAUCCGGAGUCAAACACACGCUAUCGUAUGAUUGUCCAAUAGAAAAAUAACAACCUUUAUGUGGAACUUUGGUUCUUUUGCCUCACCUGGCGAGAAGCCGCGUCGACUCACGUCCUUUCAUCGACUUGUACUCCGUGUUUGGUGCGAACAGUCGCGUCACUCGCUUGGAGUUGAAUAUUUGAACUGCAGCUAAAUAUUUGUUUGCCGCGAUCUUGCGAAAGCCAAUGAGCGACGAGCUUCACUGAUGUCAGCGUCAGGAAGAGUCCCAACAGUCGGGGGUUGCGUUUCCUCGCGUUACUCGCACGAGUAAACACAAAUGACGGCCAAGAAAUAAUCACACACACAAAACCCCGAGAUCCUCACUGGACGAUUGAACGUGUCCGCUCUGUAUUGUGUAAAGCGUCGCUGACCGUCUCCCGCCUGCAGAUCACAUCUGACGGGACAGAUGUGAUCUGGUGUCCAUCCUUUCAUUCAAGUCUCGUCGAGAAAGGGCCAAUGUGUACUUCCCCAAUAGGCCAAACUAUUAUUUUAAAGAUGUUUUUGGCUCGAUCCACCUUUUUGGAAUAUUCAUUGGUUUUAGUUGUACAGAUAAUUCUGAGGACUUGGACAUGAGGCAGGACGAGACUGUGGCCUGUUGGUUAUAUGGAGCGUUGUGAACAUGAAAGUCCACAGUUUAUAACUGUCUAAUCUCUCCGGGUACGUCGGCUGGUAUAACUCUGGUUAUAUAUACAUAUACAUAUAUAUAUACAUAUGUAUAUGUAUAUAUAUAUAUGUAUA
This is a messenger RNA of Scophthalmus maximus (turbot), 6137 nucleotides long. It is a transcript of the gene prkd1, whose product is annotated as protein kinase D1. Bases 324 to 3116 code for a protein of 930 amino acids. The record is from RefSeq and is a predicted model, not a curated record. Gene Ontology annotation, biological process: protein phosphorylation. NCBI's taxonomy places the organism in Eukaryota, Metazoa, Chordata, Actinopteri, Pleuronectiformes, Scophthalmidae. The transcript has 21 exons. Gene Ontology annotation, molecular function: ATP binding; protein serine/threonine kinase activity.